AUGGCAACACCGUUGAUCUGCCGGGUGUGCGGUGAUCGAAGUUCCGGGAAACACUACGGGUCCGUCUGUUGUGAUGGGUGUUCUUGCUUUUUCAAGCGCAGUAUUCGAAAGAGAGCAUUGUAUUCGUGCAUCUCUGGCCAAGGAGGAUGCUCGGUGGAUAAGGCCCGCCGGAACUGGUGUCCAUUCUGUAGGCUUCAAAAAUGUUUUCUAGUCGGAAUGAAUGCUACCGCAGUGCAGGAUGAGCGAGGACCGCGUGCAGAUUCGAACCUUCCUUCGCAAAUCCUCGCUCAGGUACUGAUGGCCUGCAUCCGCCAGGCCCGGGUAAACGAAAGCUUCGCUCGCUUUAGCCGCGAGCAGCAGAAUCAAAUCCUUCGUCACGUCUGGUUCGAGUGCUUCAUUCUACGCGUCGCCAACUGGUCCAUCGAUAUUUCCUCCAUCGUGGAAAGGUGUGCCGACGAAUCACUGCGGGAAAUCGUCCGGCGAACGAAAGCGCUACAGGUGGAUUUAAUCGAAAUUUCACUGCUCGAGACGAUGAUACUUUGUCGAAAAGAAUUCGCGCUGGGUGUGAAAGAAACUCAACAACUGGAGAGCACAUCCGAAACGGCACUGCUAGCUCUGGGCCAUUACAGUAUGCAACAGAUGAAUGUUGCGGUUCCCCCCGUGCCACCUGGUCUGCUGUUUGGUUUUCAAACCAGCCUCGGACCACCGGCACCAUCGCCGUCCAACAACAGCAGCCGCAGCAACAGCAGCAGCAACAACAACAACUGCAAAAAUAACAACACCACCAACAAUAACGGUUCCUGUGAUGGGGAUGCUGUCGGUGCGUUUGUGUCGUCCUUUCUACCCUUCUCCUGCUACCGGUUCGGGAAGCUGCUGCUGAGCUUGCGGGGUUUAUCGAUGCACAGCUACGAAGCAUCGGUACGUGCCAUGUUCCGAGAGGUUGCCGGUGAUGGCCUAAUGGAGAACUUUGUAACCAAAUUAUAG
Messenger RNA from Sabethes cyaneus, 984 nucleotides. RefSeq names its product nuclear receptor subfamily 2 group F member 5 (gene Hr83). The coding region runs from base 1 to 984 and encodes 327 amino acids. NCBI's taxonomy places the organism in Eukaryota, Metazoa, Arthropoda, Insecta, Diptera, Culicidae. The transcript has 5 exons. The record is from RefSeq and is a predicted model, not a curated record. Gene Ontology annotation, biological process: cell differentiation; regulation of transcription by RNA polymerase II; anatomical structure development. Gene Ontology annotation, molecular function: nuclear receptor activity; RNA polymerase II cis-regulatory region sequence-specific DNA binding; zinc ion binding.